AUAUAUAUAUAUAUAUAUAUAUACGUGCAGGUUUUACGUUGUAACUUACUGAGUGACUUUCUAGUGUCACGUAUUAAAUUAUUCCACAUCAGUCGGUAAAAUGUCCGCAUGCAUCUGAUUCUUCUCUAUGCUAAUAUAAUAGGCACUAGCAAAUAAUUUAUAAAGGUUACCGUGUUUUGAGAACUUUUGCUUUUGAAUCCCACACUAUGGGUGUUCUGUAUCUGGUAACUAGCUUUCUGGAUCCAAAGUAGAUAAUUAAAGUACUGUAAUAUCCGUCCUCGGGGUUCAGAGAUAUAUAAACUUGUAAGCCUUUAUGCAUCGUAUACAGUUUGAACAGUGAGAUGCUUAAUUCUUUAGGACGACUCAAUUAAUGUAACUCGUUUACCAAACAUACUUCGUUGUGUUCGACCGCACAUUUUUGAUUUACUUGUAACUGACUAUCUUAUCAUAUAUAUAUAUAUAUAUAUAUAUAUAUAUAUUCUGGCAUUUAUAUGGUACGUUUUAUUUAUUUAAACACAUAAAGAUUGAUACAGGGAAGCACCAAAUAUAUAUGCGCCACACAAAUCGAACGAUUUGUGUGAGGGCUGAAAUAAUCCCCGGAUGCCUAAACCGAAGCAGGGAGAAUGAGAAUGUAACUCAAUAAAUAAAUGUUCUAUCGUUUACUAACUCCAACUAUACCUACCAAAUUGGAGAGAAUUUGAUAAUAAUAGUAAUAAUGUCAGAGUAAUAAUUGAGCUGAAACAAACUAUGCAUUAUCUCAGACAAACAACUGUGCUAUCGAUAAAAAUGCUGGCCAUAUAUACACUGAAAAAGUCAAGAAUGUACUACUACCGAAUAACAUAACACGGAAAAAUUGAAUCACAUUUUUACGUAUUGGGUGUUCUCUAUCUCAUCGAAUCCCCAUUGCUAUGUAUUUAAUGCCCCCUUGUAGUGAUGAUUGUGUUCAAAUAAGUAAAACAAUUCCAUUAUAUCGUUCGUGCUGUUUUCUUAAUCCUUGUUUCUUUAGUCAGAAUUGUGCAUUCAUGACGGGAACAGUAGAAGCUGGGAGUAAUGAGUCGGAUGAGUCUGUUGAGGCAUGGUGGGAGAGAUUUUUAAAGCAAAAGCUUGCUGAUGAUGAGUUAGAUGUAGAGCUCCGGUCUGCAUGGGAGAACUGUGUUCAGAGACGAGCUAAAUUUGCUCAAGAAGUCAAACGAAUAAUGGAGUUAUAUCAACCAAUAGAGAAGUUACUUAACUCUACACUUAAAUCCGAUCGUGAACAACGAGGUCAAAGUCUCUAUAGAGAAUGGGGUAAAAUACGUCGUAAAGAAUGCCUUCUAGCUUAUUAUGAUAACGAUACAUUUCGUGCCACUUACACUCGACAACGUUAUAUAAAUAGUUCUACAAGUUUCCUUCAGGCUUUAGUCUAUCGAAUUAUACCGGAAAAUCCAGACGUUGAAGUUUAUUUACGGGAUCAUGUUAGUCGUAUUAUUAGUAUUGGUGUUGGUCCCGGGCCAGAUAUAGCUGCUUAUUUGGCAUAUGCACGUUGUCGUGGUUUCACUCAACGUAUUGUUUAUUUUGCCAUUGAUCAAUGUGCUGGAUGGGGCAAUUAUCUAGCUGCUUUUGAUCGUCAGUGGUCAUCUGAAUAUCAAGUGUCUGUUUGGUUCAAAAGUUCACGUUUUAAUAAUCGGGAUGAUGUAGAGACACUACCAGAUGCAGACAUGGUAGUAUUUAGUUUUGCUAAUACAGCUCUUAUGGCUAGUACUAUUUGGCCGUUGUUACAACAGCGUUAUCGAUUCAUCAUUGUUUUAGAUGGAAUUAAGGAGGUUGUUGUUGAUAGUUUCUUGAAUGCUGGAUUUAAAGAUAUUACUCUCACUGAACGAACAAAAGUGUAUUAUCAUUUUAAUGGGAUCCUUCCACUUGAAUCAUCUACAACAUUAGAUCAUGUACUAUGCAGUUAA
Molecule: messenger RNA, 1937 nt
Organism: Schistosoma bovis
Lineage: Eukaryota; Metazoa; Platyhelminthes; Trematoda; Strigeidida; Schistosomatidae
Source: the annotation of a GenBank genome assembly